UAGAUUUAUAGAAUCGGUUACUAUAACUAAUUUACUAAAUCGCGCAAAAAACAAAAAACCCAGAAAUAUUAAGUGAUUAGUCGAUAUUCAAAAUAAAAGAUUUAACAGACAAUUGAAAAAAUAGAUGAUUGAAUCAAAAUAAUUCCUUUCAAGUUCUAUUUAUUUUGAGGGCAAUAUGAAUAUUCUAUUAUGUUCCAUCAACACAUUAAAAAGAUUAUAUGAGAUAUCUUCCGUGGAAGUAGGUCAACAUCUCUAUUGGCAAUUAGGGGGGUUCCAAGUGCAUGCCCAAGUACUUAUAACUUCUUGGGUCGUAAUUGCUAUCUUAUUGGUUUCAGCCAUUUUAGUUGUUAGAAAUCCGCAAACCAUUCCCACUUUUGGUCAGAAUUUCUUUGAAUAUGUCCUCGAAUUCAUUCGAGAUGUAAGUAAAACUCAGAUUGGGGAAGAAUAUGGUCCGUGGGUUCCCUUUGUUGGAACUAUGUUCUUAUUUAUUUUUGUUUCAAAUUGGUCGGGGGCUCUUUUGCCUUGGAAAAUAAUACAGUUACCUCAUGGGGAGUUAGCUGCACCCACAAAUGAUAUAAAUACUACUGUUGCAUUAGCUUUACUUACAUCAGUAGCAUAUUUCUAUGCGGGUCUUUCGAAAAAGGGAUUAGCUUAUUUUGGUAAAUACAUCCAACCAACUCCAAUCCUUCUACCAAUUAACAUCUUAGAAGAUUUCACAAAACCCCUGUCGCUUAGCUUUCGACUUUUCGGAAAUAUAUUAGCUGAUGAAUUAGUAGUUGUUGUUCUUGUUUCUUUAGUACCCUUAGUAGUUCCUAUACCUGUCAUGUUCCUUGGAUUAUUUACAAGCGGUAUUCAAGCCCUUAUUUUUGCUACUUUAGCUGCGGCUUAUAUAGGUGAAUCCAUGGAAGGCCAUCAUUAACUUAACAAAUUUAGGAAAUAGUCUUUUUUAUUAGUUUCUAGUUUAGUUUGACUCGCCACAAUAUAUGUGCGGCUAAAGAUAAUAUACUUAGGUAACAAAAAUACAUAAAAGAUAAACAAAUAAGUUUUGAAUUCUGAUUCUAUUAAUUGAAUAUUCAUAAAUACGGGGUUAAAUUAAAUGCAAUCAAAGUAUAAAUAAAUAUAUGAUUUGGUAAAAAAAUAGAAAAGAUUACUUGAGAGCUGUAAAAAAAAAUAGGAAAAAGAUUCAUUAUUUAAAAGAUGUUUUUCCUAUUUUUUUUUUACUAAACUAAAAAGAAUCUUUGUUUUCAAUUUUUUUCAAUAACUUUUUGGUAUUGUUUUUGUUGUAUUUUAUUUUGUUCAUUCAAUCUAUAACAUAAAUAUUUUUUUUACAUUAUAAUAUAGAUCUAAUUUGAAUAUUAUUUGAUUAGAGUCUAUUAAUGUUGUAAAUGUAAAUAUUAAGAACUUUAACUUUGAACUUUGUAGGAUAUUUCCGUUUACGACAUGUGAUUAAAAUGGAUAUUACAUAAAACUAGAACGUAUUUGUAUUUCAU
Molecule: messenger RNA, 1490 nt
Organism: Arachis duranensis
Lineage: Eukaryota; Viridiplantae; Streptophyta; Magnoliopsida; Fabales; Fabaceae
Product: ATP synthase subunit a, chloroplastic
Exons: 1
Coding region: 176-919 (247 amino acids)
Biological process (GO): proton motive force-driven ATP synthesis
Molecular function (GO): proton transmembrane transporter activity
Source: RefSeq, a predicted model, not a curated record